CACACACACCACAUGCUUCUCACAGUUCACAACGACCUUUCGUCUGGAGGACACAGACAUUUAGGACUGGAUGUUUGCUUGACAGGCACAUUUAUGACUGCUACUCUUUAAGUUUUUAUUUUUACUCUUUCUGAGCUGAGGUGGGAUAUUUGACGAUUUUUUGAGGAUGAGGUGUGUGUGGGCCGCACUCUGUGGGAUUGUACUGCUAACACAGGUUAUUAUAACCAAUUCACAAACCUCAGAUUCACCCACUGGGGACUGUUCUCAGUUUGACUCGUGCAAUGGCUGCAUCAGCGGAGACCCGGCCCUCAACCUGACACGAUGUGUGUGGCAAAGUUGUAAUGAUGGAAAUGACACAAGAUGCAUGUCUGACACUGAAGACUUUGGAGGCUGCUCUGUCUACAAUGAAACUGGCAUGUGCCAAGAUGGUGGGUCCGCUGAUGGUGGUGGCAAAGAAACAACCCCUGGGUCAGGCCCUGAUUUCUCUCAAGCAUCAUUUGACCUGUCCAGCUUCAUUGGAGGAAUCAUCCUAGUGUUGGUGUUGCAGGCUGGGGCUUUUUUUGCCAUGCGGUUCCUCAAAACGAAAGACAGCUCUUAUGAAACUAUUGAUCAACCUCAGUGAGAAAAUGAGUCAUGACUGGAAGAGAAAAUUAUGGAGCAGAACAUUAAGAAAAGCAGAUACCCAAAGAAUGGAUGUUGCAUUGGGGAGAAGUCUAUAGACACUGUUUUCUCUUUUUGCUUGUCCUAAAGCUUUAUUCACCUGUUAAUUGCUUUGGUUAACUCACCAUUUCUUGAAUGACAAAAACUAUUUUUGUGUGUACAGAAGAGAGAAUUGUGAACAGAGAAUGAUAUAGACAUGUGGUAUGACAAAUAUACUAGAGAAUUAUUCACAUUUGAGUGUGGGCAUGUGAUUAUCUCUUGUGGAGUGAGUUCAUAUCUGUUUAAAGGUGAUUUAAAUCUCUGGUUUGGUUUCUGUUUGUUACUUUGAUUUUAAAGGUUGUUGAACUAUUUUAUUUAAUUUUAUGAAUAAUUGCAUGCCCUUUUAUCUGCUUUUUAUUAAAUGCUAUGUUUUGUAGGUAGUUACUUGGACUCAUGUAGCAUUGAGAUUGAAUGAAAAAUGAAGCAAUAAAGUAAUAAGACUCUGAAUGUUACAGUGU
This is a messenger RNA of Cyprinus carpio (common carp), 1157 nucleotides long. RefSeq names its product CD164 molecule like 2 (gene cd164l2). Lineage: Eukaryota; Metazoa; Chordata; Actinopteri; Cypriniformes; Cyprinidae. The record is from RefSeq and is a predicted model, not a curated record. Gene Ontology annotation, cellular component: cytoplasmic vesicle.